UCUCUCUCUCUCUCUCUCUCUCUGGAUUCAGCACCACCAUGGCUCCUGAGAAGGUGACGGAAAUGGUGCUGAAUGUUGAUCUCAAGUGCUCCGGCUGCUACAAAAAGGUGAAGAAGGUCAUCUGUAAAAUUCCCCAAAUAAGGGACCAGGUAUUUGAUGUGGACAAAAACAAGGUUAAGGUCAUGGUAGUAUGUUGCAGCCCCGAAAAAAUCCGUGACAAGCUUUGUGCCAAGGGUUGCGGUGCCAUCCAAAGCAUAGAGAUCAUUGAAAAGGCCGAAAAACCAAAAGAAAUCGAGAAGCCAAAGGCUGCCGAGAAGAUCGAGGCGGCCAAGCCACCACCAACUAAACCUCCUAAAGGACCCGAGGCGGCCAAGCCACCUGCGGACAAAUCAAAAGAACCCGAGAAGGCUAAGCCAGCUGCUGACAAGCCUAAGGAUGCAGGGAAACCCAAAGAAGCCGACAAAGCCAAACCUGCUGACAAGCCUAAAGAAGCCGAGAAAGCCAAACCUGCUGACAAGCCUAAAGAAGCAGAAAAACCGAAAGCUGCUGAUAAACCUAAGGACUCAGGAAAGCCACCAGAAGCUGAGAAAGCCAAACCUAAAGACGCGGAUAAACCAUCCCCACCGAAAGAGUCUCUAAAGAAGGCAGAUGCAGGGCCAAGCCCUGACGUUGCGAAGAUGGUGUAUGAGCCCGUUCAAGGCUAUCCACAGAUGUACCCACCAGCGGCUUACCCUAUGGUCGGGUACGGGCAAUAUUAUGAUCAAGGCUAUGGUGGUGGUGCACCGUAUCAACAUGGUUAUGGGAUGACAGUAGUGCCACCACCACCACCACCAAGUUAUGGUGGUUUUGGAUACGAAUAUGGGUACAAUGGAAACAGGAGUCAUUAUACGAGUAAUGAUUAUCGAGGUGAAGAGGAGGGAGAAGGGUGCAGAAUAAUGUAAAUCGGUGGUUGGCGGUGGUGAUGGUAGUAGGGUGGUCACUUUCAAGGUGAAAUAACUAAGUGUUGAUAAGGAAUGCUGAUGAUUUAUGAAUAAGCAAGUGUUGGAUCAUCUUUCAUGUGCAUGUGCAAAAACUUCCAAAAAGGAGAUGAAAUCUGGUUGUAUAUUUAGUCGAUCAUAAAGACACUUUGUUCUUUUAUAAAAUGAUAAAGACUUGGGAGAAUUGAAAUAAAGUUUUUGG
Cynara cardunculus var. scolymus (artichoke) is the source of this 1179-nucleotide messenger RNA. RefSeq names its product histone H1C-like. Gene Ontology annotation, molecular function: metal ion binding. The record is from RefSeq and is a predicted model, not a curated record. The transcript has 3 exons. Lineage: Eukaryota; Viridiplantae; Streptophyta; Magnoliopsida; Asterales; Asteraceae. Bases 39 to 941 code for a protein of 300 amino acids.